UCUCGCAGCUGAUUGGACGAGAGCCGCCGGUCACUGGGCGGGGCGGGAUGACGCACGGCAUGACGCACGCUGGAGGCGGAGCAACCCUGUGGCGUACUACGAUCAUUGUAAAGAUGAUGAUUUUCCCCGUGUCGUCGUGCUCCAACUCACUGUUGCGGAAAACAAAUCUGGCUGCGUGGAGAGCGUGGAGGAGACUGAAGUUGAGCGUGCACUCCCCCGUAGCCUGUGCAUCUUCUGGUCCCGGUCCCCUGGAGGGGUCUGAAGAUGUGCCUUCUGGUUCAGCCGCGAAGCCUCCUCACACGCCUGUCAUGCUCAAAGAGGUGCUUCAUUACUUAGACGUCCAACCAGCGCAGGUGGUCCUGGACAUGACAUUUGGAGGUGGUGGUCAUACCAAAGCCAUUCUGAGCGCGGCCCCCGGAGUUACAGUCCUGGCCUUAGACCGAGAUCCUACGGCGGUUUCUCUGGCCCAGACGUUAGCCGACGAGCACUCUGGUCGUGUGAAACCGUUGCUUGGUCGGUUCAGCGAGCUCGAAGCCCUGAUGUCAAACAUGAACGUGGAGCCAGGCAGCGUUGACGCUGUCCUGCUCGACGCUGGCUGUUCUUCAAUGCAGAUGGACGAGGCAGAGAGAGGUUUCGCCCUCAGCAAGGACGGGCCCUUGGACAUGAGAAUGGACGGGGAGAGGUACCCCGACAUGCCCCGCGCUGCUGACGUUGUGAAUACCUUAGAUCAACAGGCUCUUGCAUCUAUCCUCAGUGCGUAUGGGGAGGAAAGAUACGCCGGGAAAAUAGCUUCAGCCAUUGUGGAGGCACGCCGUGUCAACCCCAUCACCCGGACGCAGCAGCUGGCCAGCGUGGUGGCAGGAUCGCUUCCUGCCGCCGUCGCCUACGUGCGUAAAGACCGACUCCACCGCCCCGCGCACGUGGCCACCAAGACUUUCCAAGCGCUGCGUAUUUUCGUGAACGACGAGCUGAACGAGCUCCACGCGGGCCUGCGCGCCGCCCGCGCUCUGCUCAGACCCGGAGGUCGUCUCUGCGUCAUCACCUUCCACUCGCUGGAAGACAGGCUCGUCAAGCGUUUUCUGCGCGGAGACGACCUGACGAAUCUGGAUCACUUCAGCCAGAGGACACAAAGCACCAGGAAGAAGAAACUAAACGACGAAAAGAGAGAAGUCAGAAACGACUAUUGGACUCCUGUGCGGAGAAAAGUGAUCAAGCCGGAGAAGGGCGACGUGAGCGAGAACCCUCGAGGACGCUCGGCUAAACUCAGGGCCGUACUCAGACGUUAGCGGCUCCACGUUAAUUACAGAAAUUGUAUUUUUUUUCAUCAAAGUGUUUGAACAACUUUUACAGUCAAGGUGAGGUGUCGUCAGGGAUUUCUGCCAUACUUCAAGGUAGAAGAGGAACUUUUAUCCAAGAUUAAUUUUGCUACAGGCCAAGAUAAUGUAUUUAAAGCAGAGGUCUUAAACAUUUUUCAAGGCCCCUACCAAUUAUACGUGUUCUAUAUUAAACUACAUCAUUUUGUAUUAAAUAUUAAGCUAUUCAAAUAAUGCACAGGUUCAAAUAUCCAUUUUUUUUAUUUCAAACAUUACAACAGCAACAGUAGGGCGGCCGUGCAACUGGCAUAAACAUAAUCAUACCUGACAUAAACAUACAGACAAACAUGGGAUUUCACCUGAGGAAUGAAUAGUCUCUCUUUAAAUUUGUGAUAUAAAAUAUACAUAAAAAAUGUCUAAUCAACCAAAGAUUUUGCGACUCCCCUGCAGUAUCUCCGCAGACCCCGUUGAAGACCUUUGCAUUAGAGAAUAAGUGUGUAUAAUUUAGAGGGGACUCUUAGCCAUUAUCAUUAAGGAUGUCCAGGUAUUUUUUAAAAUGAUCAGAUCAGAUCGGUGUCGCAUUUUAGCCAAGCCCGACCUUUUGUGGUUAUUUAUUUUAGACCUGCUUGUAAAACAAAACCACGUCCCUGUAACUCCAGAACGUCACAUUCUUCUUAGUAGCCCAUCGUCAAAGAAGACGACUUCUUCUUUAUCUUCUCUUUUUCUGUUUUAGUGGAGGUUUGAGGUCAAAAGUUAAAGUAGAAGAAGAGGAAUCAGAAUGACUGAACGUCUCUGCUGCGUGGAAGAACUUUAAAAACGUCAGUCUGAUGCAGAUUUGUAAAUUGUUCAGUGUGGGUGUUUGGUUGAGGUGGUAGUAGGAGACUGUCAAAUCAUUAAAUAAUAAAU
This is a messenger RNA of Mugil cephalus (flathead mullet), 2219 nucleotides long. RefSeq names its product methyltransferase like 15 (gene mettl15). NCBI's taxonomy places the organism in Eukaryota, Metazoa, Chordata, Actinopteri, Mugiliformes, Mugilidae. The record is from RefSeq and is a predicted model, not a curated record. Bases 48 to 1286 code for a protein of 412 amino acids. Gene Ontology annotation, biological process: rRNA base methylation. Gene Ontology annotation, molecular function: rRNA (cytosine-N4-)-methyltransferase activity. The transcript has 6 exons.